Messenger RNA from Cucurbita moschata (crookneck pumpkin), 1804 nucleotides. RefSeq lists its product as uncharacterized. Gene Ontology annotation, biological process: cytokinin biosynthetic process. The transcript is spliced from 3 exons. The record is from RefSeq and is a predicted model, not a curated record. NCBI's taxonomy places the organism in Eukaryota, Viridiplantae, Streptophyta, Magnoliopsida, Cucurbitales, Cucurbitaceae. The coding region runs from base 1152 to 1685 and encodes 177 amino acids.
CCCCCGUACCCUUGGAAAUGUUCUGGAUGCCAAGCCACUGCAUGCUUCUCUACUCUUGUUAGUUUACAAUUUGACAUUCAGAUAAAUAAUAAAUAGAUGUUUUAGAUAGCUGUUUGCAAAUUUAGAUAUGCUUUUAAAUUGCACGGCUUUGAAGAAUAUUGUUGAAAUGAAGGUGAGUAAGAAGUGAAAAUACAGUAUUCAUAAAUGUUAGUUUCUGUUAAAAGUUCUCUUGGAAUCUAACGAAAUUCUGAUCAAUGUUUUGGAUUAAAAAUAUCCUAUCUUCUAGCAUCGUUAACAAUUUAUUGCUUAGUUGGAUGUUUAGGUAUAAAUUAAGGUGAAUCCCAUUUUAUAAGAACAAAGCAAGGGAGAGAUGACAAUUAUAUGGAAAGAGUUCUUGCCAGGGAACUCUCCCAUCCCAUAUAUCUUUGGAGGUUUCGCCAUUGUUUUUGGAAUCACUUCUGCUGUUCUUUUUUUCCUUGCUUGCUCUCACCAAAUGCAGAUGCGAAAUUCUCCUAUCAACGACGACAAAGAAAAACCAAGCAAGAACACAGGAAACGAGCAGUUUGAUACUACUCCAAAUAUAGCCGUAAUCAUGGCUGGGGAUGAUCAUCCCAGGUGGGGCAACGGCUGGUCCAGUAUCUUUAAAAGUAUACUACGGACAAUAAAUUCAGAACAAACUUUCCUACAAUAAUUGGUAUCUUCCCUUUUUUCUUCCUUCAAAGAUAACUACUGUAAACAAGAAUAAGUAGAGAUGAAGAGUUGAAAAGUUACCCAUUGCUUGUCUGAAAAUCAAAUUCAUCUGGCAUGAAUAGUUCUUUACUUUAAGUGGAUUUCUAUCCUUUGAGCAUCUUAUCUUGCAAAAGCAGCUACAACUAAUGAACAAUCAUUGGAGGUUGAAUGUGCAUUGAAUUAUGCAGGACAUAGAACAGGGUGAGGAUUCAAGUUGUUCACUUUUGCAUAUAAAAACUACGAUUGCUUAUGAAGUGGUUGCUUUGCAUUGUGAAUUUCUACAUCUACUGACAGAAGGAUACAAUGUGAGCAGUUGUUUGUGAGGAAAGAAAAUAGGCAGUUGUGCAGCAAGACACCACCAAACUUAACUCCAACUGCAUAACAACAAGCUACAUUCGGAAUACUGCUGCCUCAAGGAGAAUAUGUGUGAGGAGCGAUACGAACAUCGACACGUCUUUAGGGGAAAUCCCGAUUUUCACCUCGGCAAUGUUAUGGAGCCAUCCCAAAUGUUUGGAGUUUCAGAAGAAUGUCACAGCAGUGAAUCUGGUUGGACUAUGUAUAUUGGAUCCCCUGCAGCUGCUGAUGGUUCCAGUGAUGUUGAUACUGGUGCAGCUUCUGAUGAAGAAGAAGAUGAAGAACACAAAGGCUAUUAUGAUAUUAACCAAGAUGACAGCGAUGACUCCAUGGCUUCUGAUGCUUCUUCAGGCCCAAGUCAUCAACAAAGACGCCACCCAUUUGGAGGGAUGAAGAAUCCCCCCCAUGCUUUGCUGCCUCUCUUCACCCACCAGAACAAGCCAAACUCUUGCUUCGAAACCAAACCCAAACCCAAGCCCAAACCCAAGAAGCCAUUAAAGAAGAAGCAAAGAGCUGAAAGAAAAGAAGUGAAAGAGCCAAAGAGCUCAGUUCAGAGCAGCUCCAAGGCAAGAAAGUGCAUCUGGAUGGGUAAAAGAAACUAAGGGGAAGAAGCUCAGUUCUUCUCUUCAUUGGGUAUUUCAUUUAUGUUUGUUCCUAUGUUUUCCUCUACUUAUGUUCUGUGGUUCCUGUUCUUUUUGUGUAACAAGCAGCCAUUUAUUUA